GGAUUCCGGGAUCGGGAAUUGCCGUGUCCUGGCGUUAACGGUGUCCUUCCCUCGCAGACACUACCCCAAGCAAUCCUUCACCAUGGUGGCAGACACGCCCGAGAACCUGCGCCUAAAGCAGCAGAGCGAGCUCCAGAGCCAGAUCCGCUACAAGGAGGAGUUUGAGAAGAACAAGGGGAAAGGUUUCAGCGUGGUGGCCGACACCCCCGAGCUGCAGAGGAUCAGGAAGACUCAGGAUCAGAUCAGCAACAUCAAGUACCACGAGGAGUUCGAGCGGAGCCGGAUGGGCCCCAGCCCCAGCGAGGGCUCGGAGCCGGAGCGCCGCAAUUCCCAAGAUCCCAGCUCAGGAUCCACCCAGAUCCCAGCUCAGGAUCCACCCAGAUCCCAGCUCAGGAUCCACCCAAAUCCCAACUCAGGAUCCCCGUUUUCCUCCCCAGUUUUCCAGCAGCAGCAGCAGCAGCAGCCGCCUCCAUCCCAAUCCUACGGCUACAAGGAGCCGGCGGCUCCGGCCUCGUCCCAGCGCAACGCCCCGGCCGGAGGGGGGAAGCGUUUCCGCGCCGUCUACGAUUACAACGCGGCGGACGAGGACGAGGUGUCGUUCCAGGACGGGGACACCAUCAUCAACGUGCAGCAGAUCGAUGACGGCUGGAUGUACGGCACGGUGGAGCGCACGGGCGACACGGGAAUGCUCCCGGCCAACUACGUGGAGGCCAUCUGAGCCCGUGUCCCCUCCCCGUGUCCCCUCCCCGUGUCCCCUCCCCGCGUCCCCUCUGUGUCCGGUUUCUGUCGCCAGUUCUGCUCCCGGGUGGCCCCGCGGGGGUUGAGGGACCGUGUGGGGAUCGAUCUCCCAGGGUUUUCCUGCUCCCGUCGCUCCUGCCCGGCCUCUCCCGGGAAACCCCCGGAUCCCGGAAAAGGGAGGGAGAGGCCGCGGCGGGACCAAAUUGCAGCUGUGGGGUGGGAGAGGCGAGGGGAGCUCGUUCCGAGGGUGCCCCUGGGCUCAGGGAUGGGAUGGCGGCUCCUCCUGUUCCCGGCUCCUCCUGUUCCCGGCUCAUCCCGCUCCCGGCCCAGCCCCAUCCCACUCCCGGCUCAUCCCUCUCCUGUUCCCGUUCCCGGCUCAUUCCGCUCCCGUUCCCGGCU
Parus major (Great Tit) is the source of this 1137-nucleotide messenger RNA. It is a transcript of the gene LASP1, whose product is annotated as LIM and SH3 protein 1. Gene Ontology annotation, molecular function: actin filament binding. The transcript has 5 exons. Bases 83 to 718 code for a protein of 211 amino acids. Lineage: Eukaryota; Metazoa; Chordata; Aves; Passeriformes; Paridae. The record is from RefSeq and is a predicted model, not a curated record. Gene Ontology annotation, cellular component: focal adhesion.